GGCAGCUGCGUUUGUCACUCUCAGCACACUUUCUGUCUUUGUUUGUUUCUUGUCGUUUUUUUUAUUUUUUAUUAGAAGGGCCCUGGUUGUAUUUCCUUUUUUUUUAUACAUGUACUGGUUUCCCAGAGCUGCAAUGACUAGCUUAUCAUCAAUUUGCUGUGUAUUUAGUGUGAGGACUUCCUACUGCUAGUCAUCUGACAAGACCAGUAACAGAACUGUGCCUGUGCUGACGGGCAGAGACCGAGAAGAUGAGGGGACUAAGCCUAGUUGUAUCCAUGCUUCUCCUGCUGAUCUUGGUGGCUGUCUCACAGAGCAACAAGUCUUUACCAUAUUCAGACAAAGCAGCAAAGAUUUCAUUGGAAGUAUCCACACGUGAUUCUUGCAUAGGAUGUGUUCUCAUAGUGUCCCUGGUGGAACAACUUGCUCAAGUACAUAACAGUUCAGCACAAAAGGCAAUGGAGUUCCUGUGUUCUUACAUGCCUGAGCAGGGAGGUCUACAAGGCAUCUGUUCACUCAUAGCCGAACUCUUUGGACCUGAUCUAAUCAAACUGUUAAGUCAAAAUCUGAAAGCAGAUGUCAUAUGCUAUGCAGUAAAGCUGUGUAAAGCUGAACCACACAAGCCUGUCUGUCAUCUAUAUGAGAAGCCCAUGAAUGGACUAAAAAGAACAAUCAAGCAAGCUGAAAAGAUAGUGAGAACGUCUAACUAUAUGCAAAACUACAAAACCUUCUCUGGAGUUCUGUUGAAGAUUUGUUCACUUCCGCUGUUCAGAAUGAUUUGCCAAACAAUAGACUCGUCAGUACCAGCAGAAGACUAUGACCAGGAUAACUUUAGUGCAUUUCCUUCAUUGCGAGGAUAUCACUGGAGAGGAAGAGAUUGUAAUGACAUAAACAGCUCCAUUUAUCCUGGACGAAGCCCCAAAGACUGGGAUGCUCUACAGGAUUCAAAUUGCAAUGGAAUAUGGGGAUUUGACCCAGAAGAUGGACUCCCAUACGAGAAAAAAUUCUGUGAAGGUACUGACUCAAAGGGUAUUAUAAUAUUAGGAGACUCUGCCGCUGCUCAUUUCCACAUACCCCCAGAGUGGAUGACACCGUUGACUAUGUCUAAGAGCUCAUUUUCAAACAUGGCGCUUGCUAUUUCUAAUGAAUUUGACUGGCCUCAGUUUUCUUUGUACACUGGAUUUCAGAACUCAACAAUCGGGGGAUGGACACAGUCAUUAUAUCUACGGUUAAGAGAAUGGAACCGUUGCAACCACAGAGAUUACCAGAACAUAGCUAGGAAUGGAGGAUCAUCAGAAAAUUUACAGAAAUAUUUGAAAAGUAUGGCGAGAGAUCAGCAACUCGAUAAACCUGCAAUAGUUUUCUAUGCCAUGAUUGGUAAUGAUGUGUGCAAUAAUUUACCAGACACACUGAAACACAUGACGACUCCUAAGGACAUGAAGAUUAAUGUCAUGAAGCAACUGGAGUACUUGGAUAUGAAUUUGCCUAAAGGAAGUCAUGUGAUUUUAAUGUCACUAGCAGAUGGACGUUUUCUCUGGAAUAACUUACAUGAUAGAUAUCACCCAUUAGGACAAUUAAAUAAGGACAUCACAUAUGCACAGUUUUACGGCUUCCUGAGCUGUCUUAAGAGUAAUCCAUGUGAAGGUUGGAUGAACAAGAAUGAAACUAUUCGAAACCUAACCACAGAGAGAGCUGAGCAGCUAUCCAGUGUUCUCCGGGAAAUAACAACCUCUGUAAAGUUCAGUAACUUUGAACUUGGUUACUAUGAAAAUCUGUACCAGAAAGUGAACGCCAAAUGGGAGCGUUUUGGCGGAAAUCCAUGGGAUCUCCUGGAGCCAGUAGAUGGAUUUCAUCCUAAUCAGGUUGCAUCAGCUAUUGGAGCAGAUCUGAUAUGGGAGGAGAUAUUACAAAAACAGCCAGAAAUUUUUGGAAAACAGAAUCCUUUCAAUCAAGAAAUUAUACAACAAUUUGGAGAUCAAGGUGGACACUGAUGAGAUGAUUAUGUGCCACCAGUACCUGACAUUUCAGAUUUCAUUCUUUCACUAUUCACUGUUGUAUAAAUAAAAUGUAUUUUAUCAUACUUAA
Messenger RNA from Bufo bufo (common toad), 2082 nucleotides. It is a transcript of the gene AOAH, whose product is annotated as acyloxyacyl hydrolase. The record is from RefSeq and is a predicted model, not a curated record. Gene Ontology annotation, biological process: lipopolysaccharide catabolic process; negative regulation of inflammatory response. Bases 249 to 1988 code for a protein of 579 amino acids. The transcript is spliced from 21 exons. Gene Ontology annotation, molecular function: calcium ion binding; acyloxyacyl hydrolase activity. Lineage: Eukaryota; Metazoa; Chordata; Amphibia; Anura; Bufonidae.